AUGAGUUUAUUCGGUAUAUCAAACACGAAAGUUUUUGAUAAAUUAUUUGAAAAAGCAACAAGUCCUCUUUUAAUCGAACCCGAUUGGCAGACGAUUCUUCAACUCUGCGAUAUUGUGAAAUCACAAGAAGUGCCAGCAAAAUAUCCAAUACAAGCAAUUAAGAAAAAAUUCGGCCAUGAAAAUCCAGGAGUUAUUCUUAAUUCACUUCAUUGUUUGGAAUCCAUAGUAAAAAAUUGUGGAGGAGCAAUUCAUAAAGAAGUCUCACAACGCGAUAUGAUUGAUGCUUUGCGCGAAUUGACAAAAAAUGGACCUGAUGUAAUUCGCGAUAAAGUUCUUGAGUUAAUUCAAUGUUGGUCGCAUGGUCUUGGUCAACAAUAUAAAAUUUUCACUGACACUUAUAAUUUGAUGAAACUUGAAAAUUAUCGUUUUCCACCGUUGAAAGAGAGUGAAGUUAUGUUUGAAAACAAUGACAUAGCACCGGAAUGGCGAGAUGAUAAAGAAUGCUAUCGUUGUCGACAAGUAUUUACAACGUUUAACCGCAAACAUCAUUGCCGAGCAUGUGGAGAAAUUUUUUGCAAUAAAUGUGCAUCAAAACAAUGCGCAAUACCAAAAUAUGGUAUGGAUCGGGACGUACGUGUUUGUGACGCAUGCUAUGAAAAAUUAACAACUGGCCCACAAUUAAGUCCAAGACCAACUUUAACACCAAAACCAGCAAUAGCAACUAGUGGCAUAGCACCUAGUCGAACUAAAACUCAAGCUGAAAUCGAUGAAGAAGAAUCAUUUCAACUUGCUUUGGCUAUUUCACAAAGUGAAGCAGAAGAAAAAGAGCGGCAGAAAAAAAUGUUAACACAAAAAUAUGCUAUGUCAAGUUUCUUAUCUGCACCUAAUACUAGUAAUAAUAAUCCUCCGAGUGUGACUGAAAUUAAUAAUAAUCAUCAUGAAUAUGCUGAACUAACAAAAUAUAUCGAAAAAGGCCGUCAGGAACAACAACAACGAGAAACUUUUAAUUCAUCAAAUUUUUCUAAUGGACAUGAAAUAGAAAAUAAUACAACACAAAUACCAAAUGAAUUGAAUGGUUUUAUAACCGACAAUGAAAUUGAUCAAUUUACAACUAUUGUAACUGAUAAUAUAAAUAAUUUUAAAUUUCGAAUGUUAAGUAAUCAACAACGUAGUAGAAAUAUUACAACGGACACAUCUGUUCAAUCUGUUUUUGUUAUGCUUCAACAUUUUCAUCCUGAACUUCCUCGUUUCAUGCAAUUAUUAGAAGACAAACGAACUUAUUAUGAAAAUUUACAAGAUCAAUUAAAUCAAUUAAAAGAUGCACGAGAAGCACUGAAUGCUCUACGUACUGAACAUAGCGAAAGAAAACAACAAGAAGCUUUAGAACGUGAACGACAACGACAAAUACAAUUAGCACAAAAACUUGAUGUUAUGCGACAAAAGAAACAGGAAUAUCUUGAAUAUCAACGUCAAUUACAUCUUCAACGUUUAGCACAACAAGAACUUGAGAUGAAAAAUCGUCUAGAACAACAACGACAAUUAACAUUCGCACGAGAACAAUUUGUACAAAAUCCUCAAUUGCCACUUGCAUCAUAUGAUUAUAGUCGAUUGCCGCAGUCAAAUCCUGCUCAUCAACAACCGUACGCAAUUUUACCAACACAGCCAUCAAUGGAUCCAAUAAAUCAAUAUUCUGUUGUACCAUCACUUCCAUCACAACAAUCUUUACCACCAUCUCAAUAUCCUCAUAUGAUGAUGUAUCCACCAAAACUAGACGCUAAUGUAUUAACUCAAACACCAGUUCCGCAACCGAUUAUCUACUCUAUGGGAGCUACUGGAGAUAACAAUUAUAAUCAUUCAUAUGGUCAAAUGUCAAUGACUAAUGCGAACAUUUCGUAUACUCAAUCACCACCACCACCACAACAACAAACAACACCGAUCAUCAAUCAAGAAAAACCUGAACCACAGUUAAUAACAUUCGAUUAG
Messenger RNA from Rotaria socialis, 1983 nucleotides. The record is from the annotation of a GenBank genome assembly. Lineage: Eukaryota; Metazoa; Rotifera; Eurotatoria; Philodinida; Philodinidae.